AUUCAUCCCACAACUAGUAGAGCACCCAUUUGUGUGGGGUUGUGUGCUGCAGAUACUGAUAUUUUACAGCCUUUACAUGCUUUAGGAGAAAAGACCUCCUUAUUUGUGACGUUAUCUUGUGCUAUUCAUAUUGUAAAAUUGAAGCAUUGACUCUCUGUACCAACUAAAAAUGGCAGAAAGCAGUCACCCUGAAGAUGAGAACCAAUCAGCACAGCACAGAGAGAAAAAACAGGAAAUGAUAUUGAUGGAGCCAUACAACUACAUUUUACAGGUUCCAGGAAAGCAAGUCAGGACUAAACUCUCACGCGCAUUUAACUACUGGAUGGACAUUCCUGAAGAUAAAGUGAAAAAGAUCAGUGAAGUAGUUCAAAUGCUGCAUAAUGCAAGUUUAUUAAUUGAUGAUAUAGAGGACAGUUCUAAGCUCAGACGGGGCAUUCCAGUAGCACACAGUAUCUAUGGUAUAGCACAAACUAUCAACUCGGCCAACUAUAUGUAUUUCCUAGGGCUGAAGGAAGUAAUGCAGUUUGAUCAUCCUGAUGCAAUGAAAAUAUUUACAGAGCAGCUAGUCUUAUUGCACCAAGGACAGGGUAUGGACAUCUAUUGGAGAGACUCCUAUACAUGCCCCACAGAGGAAGAAUACAAAGAGAUGGUCAUAAAGAAAACUGGAGGUCUGUUUGGUUUAGCUGUCAGGCUCAUGCAACUUUUCAGCACAAACAAAAGUGACUUCAAACCCCUGAGUGACAUCCUAGGCCUGUACUUCCAGAUCCGAGAUGACUAUGCCAACCUCUGCUCCAGGCAGUACACUGAGAACAAGAGUUACUGUGAGGACCUCACCGAGGGCAAGUUCUCCUUCCCUUUGAUCCAUGGGAUCCGCAGUCGACCCGAGAACACACAGGUUAUGAGUAUCCUAAGACAGAGGACGGAAGACAUGGAUGUCAAGAGAUACUGUGUAGACCUGCUAGAAAAGUUUGGUUCAUUUGAAUAUACAAGGACAGUGCUCUUUGAUCUAGAAAAGCAGGCUUAUCAACAUAUAACAAACCUAGGAGGAAACCCCAUCUUGGAAUCCAUCUUGGAAGAACUUGGUAAACUCAUACGGCAUAGGGAUCAAUGACGUUUGUCCACCUGUAACAUCUGAACUUCCAUCUAUGACCGUCGUGUGUUAUUACAGGUGAAUCUACCAAUGUCAAAUCUCUUUGGAACACUGAAAUCUGUUUGACUUAGGUACAUUUACAUAAUAAUUUAAAUAGUACAUGAUUUGCAUAUUCUGGUGUGAAAAGAAUACUUUUACUGAGGCGAUUCUUCGACUUAUGGAAGGUCUACUUAAAGCAGUUCUACUGUAUUUGUAUUGUAUUUGAUGCCACCCAGUGAUUGGUGGUGAUUUUUUUUUACCUUAUGGCUAAGAAAGUAUGAAUGCUUGUAAGCAAAAAACCGAAGGAACGACAGCUUAAAGUCCUCUCCGAGGAACCUGGUAAUGAGGAUUAAUGCUUUACCAAAGGGCACUAGCGCACCAAGUAGGAAUCAAACCUACGUCACCGGAAUCUGAAACCCCUGCUCUACCGACUGAGCUAUCUUUGCCAGUGCAACAGGCAAGAAGUGAACCACCCUUUGCCUCAGGUAUACCUGACCUAGUUGUGAAGAUAGACAAUCUCACCUUAGCUUUCCUUACUAUACUAUAGAACUUGGAAAGGGCAAUUGGUUGUAGUGUAAGGUGGACAUUCAUCUACUGAGGAUCACUAUUUGACAUCCUAUCUGAGGAACAUAUGUUUAACUGGGCAUCACAUGUAGCCGUGCUAAAGGAAAGGGGCAAAUUGAUACACCGCACAGACUUCAGUCAUCUGCCUGGGUUUUUAAUUUGGUGUCUUGAAAGGCACUUGUUCAUUGUAUGUUUUCCUGCACAGCAUUGUUUCAGGAUGUGUCUAUAGUACAAGUUUGGAGAUUCUUGGGACCAAUACUAAUAUCAGUAUAAAAAAUGCUUCCUUGGAUCAGGGUCAAUAAAGUUAAUUUGUAUGUGAAGGCAGAGGGGGGGGGGGUGGAGAAGUUACUGUUAGAUUAAUUCAUAUCUCCCAUUGAGAUGUGUGCAUCAUUUUUUUUUCAAUAGGAUUUUCUAGCUAAUGUGUUUUUAUUCAUUGGAAAUGGUAAAUUUUAGAGUCUGUUUUUACAAUAUUUUUGCUGAUCCACUUAGCAUGUACUGAGUUACUGCAGAUAUUGUGCUAUACAGAUUUGCUCUUUGUGUGCUGCAGUUGUUCUAUAAAUUAAAAAUAUCUUUAGAUUUGCAAAGCUUAAGUAAAUCAAAAUCAUGCUGCAAAUCAUUUGAUCACAAUUCAUGUAGUGCAGAAAUUCUGCCAUUUACAAUUGUUUUUCACCAAAGUGAUACCUCAAGAGUGGUCAAAAAGCUAAAUGUAACACCAUUUUUAUGUAGUCCUGUUCUAUUUAGAAAAAUAUGUUUCCCUGUUUAUAGAUGGCCUUUGUGUUUAUGACAGCUCAAAGAUUUCUGAUCUGUAGAUUUUUCUCUUGCCACACGAUCAUUUUGUUCUCGUCAUGUUAAUUGACUGCAUGGAAUGUUAACGAUUAGAAGUAAGGAACUAGAUGACCAAUGCAUUAAAGCCUCUCAUGUAAUAAGAUCGGUGCUUUUUCAAAGUCUCAAGGGAAUCAACUUGUAAAACUGGUUCAUGAUUUUACAGGAUAUUAGUGCUGAAUAGCAAAGCCUCGUUUUUUUGUGUAAUUGUUGUUGGCUGGGGGGAGGGUGGUGUAAACAGCAUGUGUCGAUCCGUGUAAAUGUAUUUUCUUCCGUAAUGAGCUGUCAGUAUAUUUCUUUUGGUUAUAAUUGCUUUGUAGAUAUUUUUUAAUUUCAAGGUCAAGAUGU
Molecule: messenger RNA, 2863 nt
Organism: Lytechinus pictus (painted urchin)
Lineage: Eukaryota; Metazoa; Echinodermata; Echinoidea; Temnopleuroida; Toxopneustidae
Product: geranylgeranyl pyrophosphate synthase-like
Exons: 10
Coding region: 170-1111 (313 amino acids)
Biological process (GO): isoprenoid biosynthetic process
Molecular function (GO): prenyltransferase activity
Source: RefSeq, a predicted model, not a curated record